AUGACAGGAGAACUUGGCUUGAAAGGAGCUACUCACACAGGUGAUGAGCCCUCUAACCCAUAUACAGAAGGUGCCAAUAUUGGUGUGACUGCGAAGGAGGCUAUUGGUAGUACACAUUUGAACUCCAAUGCUGCAGGUAUAGUUUAUUCCCAUAGUCUUGGAGUAACAAUGAAAGCUCCAGAAUCAUACCUAGAUGAGAGAUACACAGAGGACUUAUCUGCAAAUUUCCACCUUGCACAAGGACUGCCGCCAGCACCAUUCACUUGGAGGGAGUUGGUCACAUCAAACACAAGCUCAGGUGAUGUUGUAGCUCAUCGGCCAAGAGGCCGGCCGCCUAGCUCCAAAAACAAGCCUAAACUCCCGGUGAUAAUCACUCAAGAGAGCGCCAACAUGCUCCGAGCACAUAUAUUAGAGGUCAGCAGCGGCUGUGAUAUGUUUGAAUUAGUUGCAACAUAUGUUAGAAAAAGGCAAAGAGGUAUUUGCAUAUUGAGUAGUAGUGGCACGGUCAACAAUGUGAGCUUGAGGCAACCGGCUGCUGCUGGCUCAAUCAUGACGUUACAUGGCUGGUUUGAGAUUUUAUCAUUGUCGGGCUCCUUCCUUCCACCAUCAGCUCCACCGGGUGCCACCAACUUGACCAUAUAUUUGGCUGGUGGAUACGGUCAAGUUGUUGGAGGAAAUGUUGUGGGAGCUUUGAUUGCUUUUGGACCUGUGAUUGUUAUUGCUGUUUCUUUCACUAACGUAGCAUAUGAAAGACUGUCUUUGGAUGAAGAUGAUCACUCACUUCAGGCAAUGGCAGUAGUGGUGCUGUUGCUGGUGGCUCAAAUAAUAAAUUUUCUGAUCCAUCUUUAAGGCUUCCCUUAUUCUA
Coffea arabica (coffee) is the source of this 865-nucleotide messenger RNA. Its product is annotated as AT-hook motif nuclear-localized protein 21-like. Gene Ontology annotation, cellular component: nucleus. The record is from RefSeq and is a predicted model, not a curated record. Lineage: Eukaryota; Viridiplantae; Streptophyta; Magnoliopsida; Gentianales; Rubiaceae. Gene Ontology annotation, molecular function: DNA-binding transcription factor activity; minor groove of adenine-thymine-rich DNA binding.